Molecule: messenger RNA, 1475 nt
Organism: Hyphopichia burtonii NRRL Y-1933
Lineage: Eukaryota; Fungi; Ascomycota; Pichiomycetes; Serinales; Debaryomycetaceae
Gene: SES1
Product: serine--tRNA ligase
Exons: 1
Coding region: 84-1463 (459 amino acids)
Biological process (GO): seryl-tRNA aminoacylation
Cellular component (GO): cytosol
Molecular function (GO): ATP binding; tRNA binding; serine-tRNA ligase activity
Source: RefSeq, a predicted model, not a curated record
ACCGUUUCUUGAGUUAUAAAGUACUUUAGUUCUUAUAAAGUUAUUAUAAAGUUAUUAUAAAGUUCAGGUAAAGCUAAGGUAAGAUGUUGGACAUAAACGCAUUUCUUGUUGAAAAGGGAGGAGAGCCGGAUAAGAUCAAGGCCUCUCAAAAGAAGAGAGGAGAUUCCGUUGAAUUGGUUGACGAAAUCAUUGCUGAUUAUAAGAAUUGGACUAAGAUUAGAUUUGAUUUGGAUGCGUUGAAUAAGAAAACCAAUGCCUUGCAAAAAGAGAUUGGUAAAAAAUUCAAGGCCAAGGAAAGUGCCGACGAGUUAUUAAAGGAAAAAGACGAAUUAGUUGCCCAAAAGAAGGAAUUAACUGAACGUGAAACCAAGGCCGAUGCUGGAUUACGUUAUAAAGUUAAUCAAGUUGGUAACAUUGUUCAUGAAUCGGUUGUUGAUUCGCAAGAUGAAGAUAACAAUGAAUUGGUUCGUGUUUGGAAACCAGAAGGUGCUGAAGAAGUUGGACCAAUUGCUUCAGCCACCGGAGCUGCAGCCAAAUUAUCUCAUCAUGAAAUUUUAUUGAGAAUAGAUGGAUACGAUCCAGAAAGAGGUAGUAGAAUUGUUGGCCACCGUGGAUACUUCUUAAGAAACUGGGGGGUUUUCUUGAAUCAAGCAUUAAUUAAUUAUGGAUUAAGUUUCUUAGCUAAAAAUGAUUAUACUCCAUUACAAGCACCAGUGAUGAUGAACAAAGAUAUCAUGGCCAAGACUGCACAAUUAUCUCAAUUCGAUGAAGAGCUUUAUAAAGUUAUCGAUGGAGAAGACGAAAAAUACUUGAUUGCCACUUCUGAACAACCAAUCAGUGCUUAUCAUGCUGGAGAAUGGUUUGAAUCACCACAAGAACAAUUACCAGUUAGAUACGCAGGAUACUCUUCCUGUUUCAGAAGAGAAGCAGGAUCCCACGGUAAAGAUGCCUGGGGGAUUUUCAGAGUUCAUGCUUUUGAAAAAAUCGAACAAUUUGUUUUAUGUGAACCAGAAAAAUCCUGGUCAGAAUUCGAUAGAAUGAUUGGAUUAUCCGAAGAAUUUUAUAAAUCCUUAGGAUUACCAUACCGUGUUGUUGGUAUUGUCAGUGGAGAAUUAAACAACGCUGCUGCUAAAAAAUACGAUUUAGAAGCAUGGUUCCCAUACCAAAAAGAAUAUAAGGAAUUAGUUUCAUGUUCAAAUUGUACCGACUACCAAUCCCGUAAUUUAGAAAUCAGAUGUGGUAUCAAACAACAAAACCAAUUGGAUAAAAAAUACGUCCACUGUCUCAAUUCUACAUUAUCAGCCACUCAAAGAGCUUUAUGUUGUAUUUUGGAAAAUUACCAAACUGAAGAUGGUUUGGUUGUUCCUGAAGUGUUGAGAAAAUACAUUCCUGGGGAACCAGAAUUUUUACCUUUUGUUAAAGAAUUACCAAAGAAUUCUACUUCUAAUAAAAAGAAGAAUUAAUAUUAAUAGAGU